AUGCCGCAGGUUAAGAUCAUCGCGAAGAAUUUUAUGGAUAUGGUGGCUUCUCUUCCCGCCAUCAAGCUCGAUAAACUCUACAACAAUGUCUUCAUCUGCGAAGCCAUUCUCAGGUCUUUGCCUCCUCUUGCCAAGAAAUAUGUAUUGCAGAUGUUGUACACUGAUGUUCCUGUACCUGGCACGAUGAUGGAAGAGUGGGUUCUUGCGGAUGGUGUUUCUAAGCACAGAGUUGCUAUAGAUCGACUGAUUCAGUUACGGAUUUUUUCGGAAAUGGUAGAUAGGAAAAAUCAAACCAGUUACAGCCUAAAUCCUACAUUUCAGAACAAUCUUCGGAAACAUAUAAUUUCUGGUGGAGUUUUGCCUAGAGAACCUAUGAAUUCCGACAAUGCCAUAAAGCUUCCAAGUCUACUAGAACUCGAAACCUAUGCCCUUCGGCAAUGGGAGUGUUUCUUGCUACAACUCAUAAAUCCGAGUCAAGGUGAAAAGCUAGCUGGCAUCAGUCCGUCCAUGAUGAGAAUUUUCCAGCGAGGUCUAUUGAGUCAGAGAGACAAAGAUGGCCCGAGACUAACUGAGAGUGGCUUUCAGUUUUUGCUGAUGGAUACAAAUGCCCAGCUUUGGUACAUUAUCCGAGAAUACAUAUCAAAUGCCGAGGAGCGAGAUGUAGAUCCAGCAGACCUGAUUUCAUUUUUGUUAGAGCUUAGUUUUCAUGUUACUGGUGAGGCAUAUAACUUAAAUACAUUGACAGAGGUUCAGAAAAAUACACUCAAGGACCUUGCAGACUUGGGAUUAGUCAAGCUUCAACAGGGAAGGAAGGACAGUUGGUUCAUUCCUACUAAACUUGCUACGAAUCUAUCAGUCAGUCUGACAGAUUCAUCAGUGCGGAAAGAGGGAUAUGUCGUAAUGGAAACAAACUUCAGGAUGUAUGCUUACUCAACAUCUAAGUUACAAUGUGAAAUUUUACGGCUGUUUGCAAGGAUAGAGUACCAACUUCCAAACCUUAUUGCUGCUGCAAUUACAAAGGAAAGUUUGUACAACGCAUUUGACAAUGGCAUCACAUCAGACCAGAUAAUUACUUUCCUUCAGCAGAAUUCUCAUCCAAGAUGUGCUGAUCGAAUCCCAUCUAUUCCAGAAAAUGUCACUGACCAGAUACGGCUUUGGGAGGCAGAUUUGAAGAGAAUCGAAAUGACUCAGGCUCACUUCUACGAUGAAUUUCCGUCAAAAGAUGUGUUUGAAGCAGCUUGUGACUUUGCUCGAGAAUGGAGAGGCCUUCUCUGGGAAGACUCUAAGAGAAUGCGACUCGUUGUGAAAUCCGAAAUUCACAAUCAGAUGCGUGAAUUUCUUCACUCCCAAAGCAAGUAA
This is a messenger RNA of Arabis nemorensis, 1359 nucleotides long. The record is from the annotation of a GenBank genome assembly. NCBI's taxonomy places the organism in Eukaryota, Viridiplantae, Streptophyta, Magnoliopsida, Brassicales, Brassicaceae.